This is a messenger RNA of Diprion similis, 1094 nucleotides long. Its product is annotated as eukaryotic translation initiation factor 4E type 3-like. The coding region runs from base 41 to 676 and encodes 211 amino acids. The record is from RefSeq and is a predicted model, not a curated record. Gene Ontology annotation, cellular component: eukaryotic translation initiation factor 4F complex. NCBI's taxonomy places the organism in Eukaryota, Metazoa, Arthropoda, Insecta, Hymenoptera, Diprionidae. Gene Ontology annotation, biological process: translational initiation. Gene Ontology annotation, molecular function: translation initiation factor activity; RNA 7-methylguanosine cap binding. The transcript has 6 exons.
UGAUCAUGUGACGUGCUGAUAAUAGCUUGCUGUAUUCAAUAUGGCGGCGCUGAAGUGCGAGUCGAAGGAUGUCCUCAGUACGGAUUUGUCAAAAUCGCCGAUAUUCUCGGAUCACACCGUUGAGACAAUAAAAGAACAUGAGACUUCCGGAAUACCGCUUCAAACCGCCUGGACAUUCUGGCUGGACAAAGCUAUUUCAGGAACCACGGCAGAAGAAUACAAGGCAAAUUUGAAAAAAAUUUAUACUAUCAACACUGUGCAAAGUUUUUGGGCGGUCUUCAACCACAUACCAAAUGCUGGGGAUAUUCAGGUAAGGUACAGCUAUCAUUUGAUGAGGGAUGAGAGAUACCCGCUAUGGGAAGAACCCGUGAACCAGCACGGUGGAACAUGGAGACUCAAAUGUCACAAGUACGAUACGGCUGAAGUAUGGAAGGAAAUCGUUUUGGCAGCAAUUGGAGAACAGUUUUCUGACAGUGUGGCUGAGGGUGACGAAAUCUGCGGUGUCACAGUCUCAAUCAGGGACAGAGAUGAUCUUAUACAGAUAUGGAACGCGAACGCCACUCUGGCGCCUGCUGCCACUGUGUUGAAAAAAGUUCAUCAACUAUUGCCGGAAGUCAAGUUCCCUACCGAAUUCUACAAACCCCAUCAAUCCAAUCACGCUUACGGCCGUCGUUGAAAAGCAAUUUACAAAUACGUCAAAGUCGAAGUGGCGAUGCAUGAAAAAUUGAUAAUCAGUACGUAAAAUUUGCAGUUAGUGCUGCAAUAUUAGUAAUAUUAAACAAUUUUUUGAAUUUUUUUUCUACACGACGACGAAUGUGGCCAAAGAAUUUGACAGGCAACAACUGAUCUGAAAAUAUAAAGAUAAGCUGUGAUUAUCGUGGAAUAAUGAAGAGGAGGAAAGGAAAAAAAAAAACUGUCGUUUUUAUUUUGAUGAAGCAAAUUUUAAAGCUUUUUAUAUAAUCCGUUGGAAUUAAUGAAUGAUAUUUUAAUAUUUUAUUGCAACUUUGUGAUAUCGAAUUUGAUUGUUUCUUUACAUAUUAUACAAUUAUUGGUGUAUUUUGAAAUGUUGAAUAUAUAUAUUUUUUUAUACUCAA